This is a messenger RNA of Asterias rubens (European starfish), 1878 nucleotides long. RefSeq lists its product as uncharacterized. The record is from RefSeq and is a predicted model, not a curated record. Lineage: Eukaryota; Metazoa; Echinodermata; Asteroidea; Forcipulatida; Asteriidae. The coding region runs from base 158 to 811 and encodes 217 amino acids. The transcript is spliced from 4 exons.
AGAAGCAAAUUGGACAUCAUCAUCAAUUGAGAGAGCAACGCUACACAAGCAAGAGUGAAUUAGAACUACCUGUAUAAAUAACCUCAACAAUAUUCGGCAACCAAACAAGAUUCAUUCACCAAGAUAUCGACUAGAAAUAGACAUCAUCAGAGCAAACAUGAAACUCCAAUCAGCAUUAUUGUUAUCCGUCCUGCUUGUCCUGGGCCUCGCCCAAGCUAGCGCUUCGCCCAUCGGUCGUGUCCUCUCGAGGUUACGGAAGACUGCCGGAUCAGGAGGCUCGAGUACACCCAGUCAUGGGUUUCUAUACAGACACCUUUAUGCAAGAACACUCGACCUGUCCGAACAUCACAGGAUUCUCUAUGAGGAAUUUAUAACCGAGAGGUUCCCAAACAAAAGUGGUCACCGCAUUGAAGAUGUUGUGUUAUCCUACCUCCCUACUGCACGUGACCUCCCCAGUCACAGGGAAAACCACUCGGACGACGAGUUGCUUCUUGAUCACUACGACAACCUGAACAUCUUCAAGGCUGCGUUGAAUAGAGUGGAAGAAACAGAGAGGGGAAACUUUACAGAUACACUUAUUAUGAAUGCUGAGGAGCUUCAUGAACUCAUUCGUAGGCUGGAAACUGUGAUGAGAAGAGUUGGACUCGAAGAUGCAAUAGGUCCAUCACAGACCAUGGUCCCUGCUUUCCACACCAAUGUCACCACAGAGGAACACAACACACGUACUCUCUUGGUCUUGCAAGAGUUUGAUGGCUACAUUGCCGAAGUAGUCAUAGACUACGAGACGCUGAAGUCACGAAGCACAAGUUAGUUAAUUGACACUGUUAAGUUAAAGACACUCGAAAACCUAAAAUGCCAUCCAUUUUGUGUGUGAUUUAGUAAAUAUUUAAGUAUUUUUAAGCUAAUUCAGUUUAUUUAUUUAAUAGUUAUAAGUAGGAUACCAGAGGUGUAGAUUUCAAAGUAUGGUGGGCGCAUCAUAGUGUUGCAAGGAAAGUAGCGGAUACAUACAAGGACGUCUGGGUACCGGGUAUUCAAUAUCUAGUUUUGACUCAUCUCAAAGUAGAUCAACAUCACAAUAAUUGAAAAAGCACAAAAUGGUCAAACUGCUUCCUUUCAGUGGCUAUACACAGCCGUGCAAUUGUCUAUAGACAAUUGAAAUAUAGAUUGAUUUUCCUGCAUAAAAAUCAGAAUGACAUCUGCUGAUCCGCUAGAGAUGUUUUAUGCAGACAAAGGGGGUCAACAAUUUCCCGCUGAGCAAAAACUAAGCACAAAAUUAAUAACAUAAUUGGCACACCGUGACGUGGUAUUCUGGCUAGUCACCUUAUAUGGUAGACAGAUUGUUCGGCUGAAUAUUUAUAUAGGCCAAACAUUUGUGCACAAGUAGCACCUAUGAUUUGGGCAAAGACUGUUUUCCCGCAAACUUCGAUAACAGUUACAUUCAAAUCUAGUUAAGAGGGCUUUUUAUAAGUUAUUUACAUGCAUUAUAUAUUUAUUGGAAGUUUAAGGAGUAGAAGUUAACCGAAACUACUGUUUUAUACAUUCAAGCAAGUUCAUUGAAUUUAUUUAUUUAUUAUUUAUGAUUCAUGUCACUAUUUCGUCCGCGAUCAUUCCAAAGUAUUUAACUUAAUUUUCCUGGGACUUGAAUUUUAGACGUACUUAUUUAUUUCCCAAUUCAGUCAAAAAGGAUAUGGAAUAUUUAUAUAAAUAUAUAUUUAUUAUAUCAAAUGAAAUCGUCUUCUAUCACAACUCACAGUGCUCGAUACAUUUCUGUGAAGCUAUAAUACAAUUAAUUCAGAAUAAGUGCAAAACAAACUUUGAGAGACAAGCCAAAGUUUAUUAAAGGAACACGUUGCCUUGGACCGGACGAGUUGGUCUAUA